Molecule: messenger RNA, 2738 nt
Organism: Protopterus annectens (West African lungfish)
Lineage: Eukaryota; Metazoa; Chordata; Ceratodontiformes; Protopteridae
Product: beta-arrestin-1
Exons: 16
Coding region: 1-1662 (553 amino acids)
Biological process (GO): signal transduction; visual perception; G protein-coupled receptor internalization
Molecular function (GO): G protein-coupled receptor binding
Source: RefSeq, a predicted model, not a curated record
AUGGACCUUGCUAUUUCAUUACUUAAUGAAGUAAAUACUUUUGGUGUUUCCAAUGGAUGCAGCUGUGGGGCAACAGGACAAGGUUGUGACUGUUUAAUGUUUAGUGACUAUGCCAGUGGUGGCGAGUGUAACAAAGCAGCCUUUAUUUGUCAAACUGAGCGCAAUAAUUUUAUUCCUCACAAUAUUUUGCGUGAUGAUAUCAGUUUGGGUUGUGAGGAACCUGAUUGUACUUUAAUUAGUAGUAAUGCGGGACCAUAUGAAGUUGAUUCCCAUUAUAUGCAUUCAUUGGGAAAUGUUUAUGAUAUUGGACAAGAAAGUACGGACAUUUUUCCUGAACAAUUGAUGCAUGGUGUAGUUGAUGAUAAUGACAUUUUUUUAGAUAAUGAAAAUAUGUUGGCUGAGGAGAUAGAAAGAACAUCAUUAAAUAGAAUAUUCUCCCAUAUAGUGCUGGUAUUUAAGAAAGCAAGUCCAAAUGGAAAGUUGACAGUUUAUCUUGGAAAGAGGGAUUUUGUUGAUCAUGUGAACAUUGUGGAUCCAGUUGAUGGUGUGGUUUUGGUUGACCCAGAGUACCUGAAAGAAAGAAAAGUAUUUGUGACUUUGACAUGUGCAUUCCGUUAUGGACGCGAAGAUUUGGAUGUGCUUGGACUGACUUUUCGAAAAGACCUUUUUGUGGCCAACGUUCAGGCCUUCCCUCCAGUACCUGAGGAGAAGAAACCCCUAACACGAUUGCAAGAGAGAUUAAUUAAAAAGCUGGGAGAGCAUGCAUACCCAUUCAUCUUUGAGAUCCCUGCCAAUCUGCCAUGUUCUGUCACUCUACAACCAGGACCAGAAGACACCGGGAAGGCCUGUGGUGUGGAUUUUGAAGUUAAAGCAUUCUGUGCAGAAAAUGUAGAGGAAAAGAUCCAUAAAAGAAAUUCAGUCCGACUUGUCAUUCGAAAAGUACAGUAUGCUCCGGAGAAACCUGGACCACAACCCAUGGCAGAGACAACUCGUCAGUUCCUCAUGUCUGACAAGCCUCUACAUCUGGAGGCAUCUUUGGACAAAGAGAUCUAUUACCAUGGUGAGCCAAUAAGUGUCAAUGUUCAUGUCACAAACAACACAAGCAAAACUGUGAAGAAAAUUAAAAUUUCAGUUCGUCAGUAUGCAGAUAUCUGCUUAUUUAACACGGCACAAUACAAGUGUCCUGUUGCAAUGGAAGAAGCAGAUGACACUGUGUCUCCUAGUUCUACAUUUUGCAAAGUCUACACAUUAACUCCCUUUCUUGCUAACAACCGAGAAAAACGUGGACUAGCCCUUGAUGGAAAACUCAAACACGAGGACACAAACCUGGCAUCAAGUACAUUAUUAAGAGAGGGUGCUAAUAAAGAAGUCCUUGGCAUCAUUGUAUCAUACAAAGUAAAAGUGAAGCUUGUUGUAUCAAGAGGCGGUGAUGUUGCUGUUGAGCUCCCGUUUACAUUAAUGCAUCCAAAACCCAAAGAAGAACCCCUCUACAGAGACGUUGCAGAGAAUGAUGUCCCAGUUGAUGCUAACCUCAUAGAGUUUGAUACAAAUGAUGAUGACAUUGUGUUUGAAGACUUUGCUCGUCAGAGACUGAAAGGAAUGAAAGAUGAUAAAGAUGAAGAUGAAGAUGCAGUAAACUCAGCCAGCUUCAAUGACCGAUAGACAUGGACAUGAUAAAAAAAUGAAUAAUGAAGUACUGGGAUUUUUCAUGUUCAUUUUCAAUGACAGUGAUAUCUUUCUUGGAUUAUGGUCAUAAAAAAAGAAGAAAAAAAUGUCAUUGAGUUUGUUUUCAUUCAUGGUAACUGUGUUUUGUUAUCUUAAACAAAAUGUGUUUUAAAAUGUAGUUUACUUAGCCGUGUACGUCUCAAACCCUGAUCAUGAGGUAGCAAUUUCAGUUAGUUUUUGUAUUCUUACAUGAGGAAUACUGUUAAAUAUUUUUGCAUGUUUUGAACACUACUGAAAUUUUAUAAUGUCUAAUGAUUUCAUACAGCAUAUUGUGAAAGGUUCUAGCAGGAAGGUGGAGCUCACUAAAAAUAUUUUCUUAAACCCGGGCCUUAACUAAAUAUUUAACAUGAAAAAAAACAAAAUUUCUGUAAGAAAUAUUUCUACAUAUGGCAACAUAUGAAAAUGAAUCUGUUUCCAUUUAGGGACAAUUAAAGCAUGCCACCAAAGUAAAAAUGUUAAUAUAUCUCAGAAAUUGUUAAUUGUAUACCAUUGUACAGUGUGCCUACUUUAUUAUAAUGACAUUUAUGACAGUUGCUAGCCAUAAAACAUUUAUAACUGUGAGAAUGAAUACACUGCACAUCUAGUUUCAGAGACCUGCUUGCAAAGAUGUUCUACCAUGGUUGAAUAGUAAACUUCAUUGUAUCUAUAAGCAGAUAUUGCCCCAUUAGAAAUCAUGCCCUUGCAGUACUCUUAUUAUAAACAAAAUCUCUCAUUAACCGAAAAAUUACCAAGUCACCUUGCUGAACAUUUAUUCCUCUCCAGUGGCUGAUGGAAGAUCGAAUGUGUUCACAGGAUAACAAUUUUCUAGAUUAAAAUACUUAAUUUAUGUAUGUCUGUUUUGGUGGGUACUCUAUUUUUCCAAGAUACUAUGUGCAUUUUUAUGACAGUGUACCCAAGAUCAACUACUGAAUAGCAACAGUGAUGUGUGGUCAGUAUGGGCAAGGUAGGCACUACCAUUCUUAAAUAUGUUGACAUUUUGUGUAUAAUAUAAAUAAAAUAUGAAAUAAUCAAAA